This is a messenger RNA of Diplodia corticola, 1779 nucleotides long. RefSeq names its product rna polymerase ii accessory cdc73. The transcript has 2 exons. The coding region runs from base 1 to 1779 and encodes 592 amino acids. Lineage: Eukaryota; Fungi; Ascomycota; Dothideomycetes; Botryosphaeriales; Botryosphaeriaceae. The record is from RefSeq and is a predicted model, not a curated record.
AUGAACCACAGCGCAAGCGAUAGCUCUCUGCCCGAGUCGAUCCGCACCUCCGGGAACUCCUCCGCGUCCAGCUUUGCCCGCAGAAUCAUGAGGACAGGGCCGGACUUGAGGCUCAUCAAUACCACCAAGACUAGCCUUGCGGAGAGAUUCUCACCUGGAGUUAGACGGAGAAGCGUCGCGACCAUUGCCAACCUCAAGAAAGUGAUGACCUACGAAGAUCCCAGUGAAGAAGCCAGUGAAGUUGCUCCAGCCCACCCUUCGGCACUUGCUACACCAGAGCUGAAGGCUUCCGCAAACAAGCCUGCCUGGUUCAGAGCGUUGCGAAGGCAAGAGUCGAAUCCCGAAGAUUCUGCUGAGCCGUCCAGGCCGUCUCAUACUUCAAUCCCGAACGCUUCAACGCGGCAGUCCCAUUUCCACUCCAAGAGCGACGCCCUCCCUAGACGGUCUAACGUGUCUACCGACGAUUCUCAUAGCGCAUGUGCUUCCUCUGUGGGAGACCUAUCCAACUCAUCCACCGAUAGGCAAGUGAAACGUUCCAAGCCAAGGCCGAGUUUCGCACGCUGGAAAUCUCACAGCAGUCACCUGCUCAAGCAUGGCAAACCACAGAGUUCUUCACAUACAUCCACGCCAUCAGAGUCCUCAGUACAAACCCCUGCUUCGGACUUCGGUGACGGUCACAGACCGCCCUCCAUGGCUUCCCAACAAGCAAGUCUAAAGACAUCAAGAAAACGCUGGUUGUGGCGCAAGCCACCUACCCCUCGUGAUUCUUUGAGUUUCACCGACGUCAGCAACGCGGUGGGAAUGACACCAGAAAUAACGGAUGCGAGGCCGUUCAAAUUUCCUAAGGCCGCUUCACUUUCUCCACAGCAGUUUACCAGUCCUCAGAGAGAAACAAGGUCUGGAUGUUCGAACCGAUGGAACGGUAGAGAAACACUUGAGCUUCCUCCACUCCCUAUAAGUCCAAGUGACUUUGACAAAGCUGUACUUUCUAGCCCUGGCCCUCGUCACGACCGCCGAGGAGCUAGCUCUUACUUUGCAAUCCGUGAACCCUCAGUUUCUCCGAGCCACUCGAAACAUUACGGUCCUGACUUCAUCGGAACCUCCCUCGGCGGGAUCUCGCCACAAAGUUCGUCAUCCGCCACGGAGGAGCCAGCAGCGACGGAGUCCAACAGCUCUCGAGCGCCAGCAACCUCAAUGCCGGGGGAACGAAAUGAAUACUUUCAAGCCGAUGAGCUUCCAGAUCGCGAAGCUGACGUCCGCAGAAGCUUACUGGUCCCAGAGUUUGUGCCUCCAGGACAAAAUCGGGUCCACACGCCGCCGGAGUUCACUAUCGACCGCGCUGCUUCCGGCAGAAAUGCCGGCUUCUUCUUUGCCGGGCCUUCAUCAGAAGGCGCGAGCAAGGCGCGACGAGUGUCAGGUGCGACUCCAGCUCGGAUACGGCGCAAACCUCGCAGCAGCGGUUUGUGGGACAGUGACGCGGUGCUCAUGAGCCAGGGUGUGACGGCCGACGAUGAGUGGAACGUACCACAAGGACUGUCGCCAGAUGAAACACCCGGUAUUGAACGCGACUGGGUCGCGGAACGGCUGGACCACAUACUGGCGGACUCGCCACAGUCGAGAGUGGAGGCAAACAGAAGAGAUUUAGCGUUCGAGUGGGACGUGCCAGAGCAUCUGCCCGGCAGUCCGCUGUGUCCGCUUCACCCGAAACAUAAGAGCGGUGGGAAGGGGAUGUGUGUGUAUCACGGUCGGCGGAAGACACGUGGAGGUGUUGACGUUUGA